Lepisosteus oculatus (spotted gar) is the source of this 720-nucleotide messenger RNA. The record is from RefSeq and is a predicted model, not a curated record. NCBI's taxonomy places the organism in Eukaryota, Metazoa, Chordata, Actinopteri, Semionotiformes, Lepisosteidae.
AUGGAGAUAAACAUCACAUUUUCUAACCCUGUGGGGUUUCUGAUUGCUGGUUUUCAGAAUCUGCAGCACAGUGAUUAUUAUUUUAUAUUCCUGGCUUUCAUUUACCUGGGAACCCUGAUAGCCAACUCCAUUCUAAUGUAUGUUAUAUGGCUUUCCGAGUGUCUUCAUACACCAAAGUACAUAGCAGUUUUUAAUUUAUCUGUAGUAGAUGUGAGCAUUGGCACAGCUCUUAUCCCAAAAUGUAUAGAUUAAUUACUUUUUGACUCAAGAUUUGUGUUAUAUGAAUCAUGUUUAACUCAGCUGUUCUUCUUUCAUUCUUUCUAUGCCCUGGAAUCUCUUUCCCUUGUUGUUAUGUCUUACGAAAGACUCGUCUCUAUUUGUUUUCCACUGAGAAGUAGCACAAUCAACACAAAUGUGACGAUGUUCUAUAUAAUUGGUUGCUGCUGGGUUUUAGCUUUAACAUAUUUUGUUGUUGCAGUGGUUUUUAUAGCACGCUUGUCAUUCUGCAAACCUAUUCCUGUCAUUAAGAGUUAUUUCUGUGAUCAUGGAGCAGUGUACAAAGAAGCCUGUAGCAGUAAUAGUACAAAUAAGAUUAUAGGUAUUGUUUAUACUUUUACUUUCAUUUUUUUUGCCAGUGGCUUUCAUUACUAUAUCAUACGUGUGCAUUAUAGCUGCCCUUACAAGGAUUGCCUCUGCCCAGGGGAGGUGGAAAGCAUUUAA